Molecule: messenger RNA, 1477 nt
Organism: Oppia nitens
Lineage: Eukaryota; Metazoa; Arthropoda; Arachnida; Sarcoptiformes; Oppiidae
Product: reticulocalbin-2-like
Exons: 1
Coding region: 211-1191 (326 amino acids)
Cellular component (GO): endoplasmic reticulum
Molecular function (GO): calcium ion binding
Source: RefSeq, a predicted model, not a curated record
CUUGAAUGACAAACACAACGAUUGUGUAAACAGUUGUGAAUUUGAAUUACAAUUUGAAUCCAUCUGUUAUUUGUAUCACUAAUUAUAUGAUUUGUCGAUCACUUAAUUAGAUUUUAUAGUUAAGUGUCUUUGAAUAUGAUUUGUUGAUUGCCAUUGUUUUCGUCAAUUUUAUUAUUUUAUUUAAUUAUCUGAAUUGAUCUGAAUUUAUCAAUGAUUGCCAUAAAAGUGAUAUUAUUAUCGCUGAUUAUUUUGAUUACAAGAACUAUCACCAUAUUAUGUACACCACAUAUACAGCUCAAUAAAGAGCGCAUUGAAGAUGCCUUCGGCGAUCACCUAAGUGACAAAAAUGCUGACAAUCAACACAAUGGCCACCAUUUCGAUCACGAGGCCGUUCUCGGCAGUAAAGAUACCGCCAAAGAGUUUGACCAAAUGAGUGCCGAAGAGUCUAAACGCAGACUUAGGGUAUUAGUAAAGUCAGGAAUGGAUGUAAACGGCGACGGAUUUGUCGACAAACAAGAAUUAAUUGAUUGGAUUCUUAAGUCAUUUAAAACACUCGCCAUUGAAGAUGGAAACGAACGACUGGAAGAAGAAGAUCUUAAUAAGGAUGGAGUCGUCUCAUGGGAUGAACACUUAAAAGAUUCGUUUGAUAUCGAAGAAGAUGUCGACGACAACCAAUUGCUUAAAGACGAAGUUAUGGCUGAAGAUAAAGCUUUAUGGAAAGCAGCGGAUAUUAAUGGGGAUAAUGUAUUGGACUCUACAGAGUUUGCGGCUUUUAAUAGUCCAGAAGAGUUUGAACAAAUGCAUCAAACAAUUUAUGAUCUAAUGAUGACUAAAAGAGAUCGCAAUAAAAAUGGUUUUUUAGAAAUUGAUGAAUUUGUCAGUGAUGUUAACGGAAGACCAUUAGAUCCCAAAUCUGAACAUUAUUUGGUAGAAAAAGAUCGCUUCCAUAAUGAGUACGACUUGGAUCACGACAAUAGACUUAACAAAAAAGAGUGUCUUCUUUGGCUAAUUCCUAAUAACUACGAAAUGUCCGAAAGUGAAGCCAAUCACUUAAUUAGUUUAUCAGAUGAUAAUCGAGAUGAAAGACUAUCUAUUGAUGAGAUUGUUGAUCAUCACGACGUGUUCGUUGGCAGUGAGGUCACAGAUUUUGGACAAAAUCUUGAAAACGUAAGACUUAGCGAUGAACUAUAACUACAGAUUUUUUAUUACCGGUAAUAAUUAAAUGAAAUAAUUUAUUUCAAUAACAAUUUAUAUCAAAAUAUUUUAUUUGUAUUGACCCAAACAAUGUCCGCAAUAACCCGUUUCGACRGUUAAAAAGUCUACCUAUAAGGUUAGGGUUUUGUAAGCUCUCCCCAAUCGGGAGUUAUUGUACACCAAAUUGUUUGUUUGAAUUUUAUUUGUUUUCAUUUAACAAUUACAGUAAUUUAAAGAUCUCAUAAAUUAUUUAUUAGAUUAGUUUAUUUAUAUUUAUUAUAAU